CUGACCUUUGAGAUUUGUCUCAGAGCCACAACUUUUCCUUGACUGCAGCAACAUCAGUCUUCUCUUCAACUAGGAGUAUCAUUCACCAACACCAUCUCUUCUCCAUCCGUCUCUUCCAUCACUUUCUCUUGAAGCCAUUCAUUCAUUUCCAACUCCAAAGCCAUCAAUGGCAACUUUUUCCUACCAACACCAACAACCUUUACAUCUUGAAUCAUCAUCAGGACUGUUUUUGGAAAGCAGCUCCCAAAUGAGGAUGUCUGCAGGCCUUCUUGAGGAGCCAAACAUGACAAGAAUGACCACCACCACUACUUCUUUCCCUCAAUUCUACAGGCCUGAUCAUUUUCUGCAUCAGGAAAUCCCUUCCAAAUCCUAUGUUAAUGAAAGUACUUGUUCCAUCUUUGACCAGAGCUGCACAAAAGUUACUCAUUUUAGCAAUAAUGGGCCGUCCUUAACAAACAAAACUUCCACCGAUUCUUCAUCAGUAACUGAUAAACUUGAAAGUGGGGAGCAAGUUACUCAGAAGGUACAUGCUGCAGCCAUGGACAAGAAGAGGAAAACAAAGAAGGGGCCUCUUCCUGUAAAUUCUGCUCAAUCAAAAGCUAUAGGAGAUCAAUUAGCUAAAGGGAAAAAGCAGAGGAAAUGUGGCAGAAUUAUGAAAGAGGUUGAAGACAAGAAGUCUAAUGAGGAUAAAAAAGUUCCAGAGAAAGCUGCUGAAGAAGCUCCCCCCACAGGCUACAUUCACGUAAGAGCAAGGAGGGGCCAAGCCACGGACAGCCACAGCCUAGCUGAAAGGGUGAGGAGAGAGAAAAUCAGUGAAAGGAUGAAAAUAUUGCAAGCACUUGUUCCAGGUUGUGACAAGGUAACCGGAAAGGCCCUCAUGUUGGAUGAAAUAAUCAAUUACGUCCAAUCCCUACAAAAUCAAGUUGAGUUUCUAUCCAUGAAGCUUGCUUCUCUAAAUCCGAUGUUUUAUGAUUUUGGCAUGGACUUGGAUCCAUAUAUUGCAAGACCAGAACCGACGCUGAGUAACAUGGCAUCACCGGUUCAAAAUAUGCAACAAUGUGAUCCAAUGCAGGCACCAAUCAUUUCUGCCACAAACAAUAGCUUGAGAACUGAUACUGCCAAUAACUAUCCUCAGUUGGAUUCUUCAGCUUCAGCAUUAUUAAUUCAACAAAGCCACCACAUCCCUCAAAUUCUCUCUCAGGAAAAUGGACAGCUCUUGUGGGAUGUGGAUGACCGAAGACAGAAACUUAUUAAUCAGACGGGGUUCAACAACAACUUGUGUUCGUUUCAUUAAUUAUAAGACCAAAGGGCAAGAGUUGCCCUACACAUAUCUGGUUUGUCAAGAUUUGUGAAGGGCAAAAAGGUAGUGCCAGACAAAUGUUACUGUAGUUUCUUAUUCCUUAGUAUCAAUUCUAAUGGAGAAGGGUUUCAGCUUGCAUAUUACUUUGAUCACCUCAAAGCUCGGAUUCUGAAUUCAUUGGAGGAAUGGGGUCUUCUAUCUCUCUGAUCACAUGAAUAAAAAGAAAAGCAAAGUAAAAGGGCAUGAAGAGGAUAGAAAUCAAUGGACACACAAGGACAAACACAACCGACCAAACAAGACUAGAUCUUUUUCAGAUCCUUUGUUCCUGUCUAAUUUGACUCCCAACUGUCAGAAGCACAAAUUCCUAGCUAGAGACUUGGCUUUACAUAUGUACUUAAUAUGAGGUAAAUCCAAGAAAAUAUAAUGUAAACAGUUGUAAAAGAAUCUGUUAAGGUAUCAUAAUAUUGAGUUGCAUGUAACUUGCUGGUAGUAGUCUAGUAGUCCUGCGUUUCUUCUUCUUAGUAUUGUCACUGUAAUUCUGUUAUAGAAGAUAGUUUUUACCGUUGUAGUUUUCUUGUCCCUUUGUUA
This is a messenger RNA of Coffea eugenioides, 1888 nucleotides long. Its product is annotated as transcription factor bHLH137. Gene Ontology annotation, biological process: regulation of DNA-templated transcription. The record is from RefSeq and is a predicted model, not a curated record. The transcript has 8 exons. Gene Ontology annotation, cellular component: nucleus. The coding region runs from base 167 to 1294 and encodes 375 amino acids. Lineage: Eukaryota; Viridiplantae; Streptophyta; Magnoliopsida; Gentianales; Rubiaceae. Gene Ontology annotation, molecular function: DNA-binding transcription factor activity; protein dimerization activity.